Messenger RNA from Fraxinus pennsylvanica, 921 nucleotides. The record is from the annotation of a GenBank genome assembly. NCBI's taxonomy places the organism in Eukaryota, Viridiplantae, Streptophyta, Magnoliopsida, Lamiales, Oleaceae.
AUGGACGCCGCCGGCCUGAGAGCUUCCGCCACCUCUUCCCUUCAUUGGUCCAGAGCUUCUUCCCUCCUCCGCCCAUUUUUCAAGCCUAAUUCAUUCCACUUCCCCCUCACUCUUUCCUCUCCACGCUUCUCUCGGCUUUGCUCUCAGCCUGAAAGGGAUCGAGUGAAUGCAUUGCCGAAUGGGGUAGGAGAGGUGGUCGCAGAAGAUCCUCAGAGCAAAUUUCUUCAAGUGGUAUUAGUGUCACCACAGAUUCCUGGAAACUCUGGAUGUAUUGCCAGAACUUGUGCUGCGUCAUCUGUUGGAUUACAUUUAGUUGAGCCAUUGGGUUUUCAGGUAGAUGAUACGAAAUUAAAGCGGGCUGGACUUGAUUACUGGCCAUAUGUGGUAGUCAAAGUGCACAGCUCAUGGGCAGAGUUUCGGGAAUACUUCAGGCAGCAGGAGGGAGAAAAGAGGCUUCUAGCAUUUACUAAGAGAGGGACAAAUAUCCACUCAGAAUAUUCCUACAGGAGAGGAGAUUGGCUUGUAUUUGGCUCAGAAACUAGUGGCUUACCCCCUGAAGCCCUGCUCGACUGUAACAGUGAAUCUUUGGGUGGUGGCACUAUUCGAAUUCCAAUGGUUGAAACAUAUGUUAGAUGUCUGAAUUUAUCGGUCAGUGUUGGCAUCGCUUUAUAUGAAGCUUCUAGACAGCUAAACUAUGAGCAGCUCCAAAAUGCGUCGGAAUCUUGUAUGGACAGUGAAACACCGUUAGCUGGAACUGCUACAGAGGAUAGGGAGUCAUCGGGCUUCAGACCGGUUUCGAUUGUUACCACUGGAUCCUGCUCAGCUCAUUUUUGCCUUAUCAGUAGUCCCUUGUAUUCAGGUGUGUUAUAUGUAAAGACUGGUCUCGAGAGUAAAUUCUUAUGGUCAGGUAGGUGUUGGUGA